This is a messenger RNA of Botrytis cinerea B05.10, 2520 nucleotides long. RefSeq lists its product as hypothetical. The record is from RefSeq and is a predicted model, not a curated record. The transcript has 4 exons. Gene Ontology annotation, cellular component: intracellular anatomical structure. Lineage: Eukaryota; Fungi; Ascomycota; Leotiomycetes; Helotiales; Sclerotiniaceae. Bases 1417 to 2214 code for a protein of 265 amino acids. Gene Ontology annotation, molecular function: pyridoxal phosphate binding.
GAGAACGCCUGCAUCCAGAUUCGAAGAGAGGGAGUUCUUGAAGUCUCCGUAUGCGGUCCUUCAUCGUCACUCCUCAUCGUCUGUGGCGACUCGUCAUGAUCUUGCUCCAUCGUCCACGUAUCUCAGUCCGAUCCAAGUUUAGGCCAAUGCCUCCGUGUGUGUAUUCUGCAAUGUACCCUACGACGUACCAGUGUUCUGCGAUGUACAAGCAGUCUCCAGUUUACCCAAAUCGAACCUAAGAAAAACAAACUACUGAACAGUGCGGAUCUCCAAUUGCACACAGCCGCUUCCUGAUCAAAUCAUGAAUUGGACUCGCCGAUGAUGUACAUCUUGGGAGGGAAAAAUGUGGGAAGUUUGGUAGAUCCGUCGACCAUCUCAGCCACUACUUUUGGAGCAUGACGAGAGAGGCUCCAGAAUUAUCGUGAUCUUGGGAAAUCAUGCUCCAGUAACCUUAUGUUGGAACGUGGAACGUGGAUGGUGGAAAAUCUAAUGGUACACAACGCCAGAGUCAAGUGUAGUGGAAACAUUUCCCAACGUACAAUGCACAAGACAGAGAAGAAGAUCCAGAUUGAACUGUGCUUCUACCAUCUUCGAGAUAGUGCACAUUGCUUGCUUGCUUCACAUUCCGGUACACAUACUGUGCGCUGCUCCAUUCAUAUAACCUCCUUCAUCCUCAUGCACUCACUCCAUGCAUGUACUCCAUGUACUUUUAAUAUCUAUGCAUAACGAUAAUCUCAUCAAAUCACACCCACACGCAAUCAACCUACUCUGCAUGCUUCGUAAUAAUAAAUCCUUAUCUUGAAAAUCAUCCUUCGAAUCCAAGCCACCACCACCUGCACGACCUUUCAACGUCUGAGUCUUCGAAAAAUUGUCCCUUCUCGCCCAUCUCGACCAUCUCGACCACAAACUUCCAACAUCCGUCCACUUAACUCACCACCAACUCAUCAACAAUUACGUCGAGGGAGGUACGCAUCACCAACGACACUAUUCUGUGCCUCCUUCCUAGACCUUGAGUCACCUACCCGCACUAGGCUCAUCCUCGCUAUUGCGUUCUCGACCACAUUGGAUGAUUGAACACAUAAACAGUGACAUGCGAAGAAUCCACACCUCGUCUGGUCUCAAAGUCCCAAACAGGCAAAACCCCUGGCAUAGAGUUUGAUUGCUGCGUGGAUGCCAUGCUUUACCGAAAUGCAAAAAAAAAAAAAUCAUUCAAAAGGUUUUUAUCUAGCAAGAUCUUUCGUGUCUGUAACAAAUAUCGUCCAUGCCUUGCUUCCUUUUCCCAGUGCCAAGUAAUUCCGCUCCGCUCCACCCACAAUCCAGAUUCUUAUCGAUAAACUUACACAAACCUUCGUUGCAAAACCACCAAAUCAACACUCAACAGUCAACAACAAACGCAACCCAGAUCUGAAUCUGAAAAUGAAGCUCACUUGCGACCCUGCCCGGGCCAAAACCCUCAUUUCAGCCUUCCAAUCCGUCUCUGAACGUGUCACCAACGCCGCAGGAACCAGAAAUGUAAGAUUAGUAGCAGUAUCUAAACUCAAGCCAGCAACGGAUAUUCUAGCUCUCCAUGAGCAAGCAAAUGUCGAGCAUUUCGGUGAGAACUAUGCACAGGAGUUGAUGGAAAAGGCGGAGAUUCUGCCGAGGAGUAUCAAGUGGCAUUUCAUUGGAGGCUUACAGAGUAAUAAAUGCAAACCCCUCGCCUCCACAGUCUUCAACCUCCACCUUGUUUCCUCCAUCGAUUCCCAAAAGAAGGCCUCCCAAUUAUCCCUCGGGCGCUCUCUUCUCCCCAUGCCCGCUGAUUCAAACUCGCCCCCCUCUCCCUUAAACAUCCACAUUCAACUCAACACUUCAGGUGAAUCCUCGAAAUCUGGCGUCUCGCCUGGGAAAGACACUACCGAAUUAUGCAAAUACGUCAUUGAAGAAUGUCCGUAUUUAAAACUAGUGGGAUUUAUGACUAUUGGCGCGAUAGCUAGAAGCCAAAUGAAAGAAGGCGAGGAAAAUGAGGAUUUCAAAGUGUUAAGAGAGGAGAGAGAUCGGGUUGAGAAGGAGUUGGGUCUAGAGGGGUUGGAACUGAGCAUGGGCAUGAGUGAGGAUUUUGAAGAGGCGAUCCGACAAGGAAGCGGAGAAGUUAGGGUCGGCAGUACGAUAUUUGGACAAAGACCAGCAAAGCAAGAUUUCAAGGUCCAAGAGGGAGUUGAAGAAGAGAAAUCUUAGUCGUGUAUUGUCUAUUCCAGGAUAUUUUCAUUCUCGCUCUCCUAUAUCAUAUGAGUAAAGAAGGACUUUUUGCAUUGCGCCUAUAUUGCAAACACCAGCCAUAUAAUCGGUGGAGAACAUGCGAGGAUUGGUUUACUAAGGUUAAAUGGGUAGCUUACGGUUUGUAGUUUGUCUUUUAAACUUGCAGCUGGAGCGGAAGAAUAUUCAAUUGAAGAUAAAUGCCACUCACUACUUUGCUUGAUGUCACUUGUAAAGCCAUCUUUAGAUAGACACUAAUCGACAAUAUGACGUUGUAGAGAUGUUCCA